Molecule: messenger RNA, 342 nt
Organism: Plasmodium inui San Antonio 1
Lineage: Eukaryota; Apicomplexa; Aconoidasida; Haemosporida; Plasmodiidae
Exons: 2
Coding region: 1-342 (113 amino acids)
Source: RefSeq, a predicted model, not a curated record
AUGAAACAUACUCUUGAUCAGUUUCAGGGAGGUAGAUGCCAGAGAAAAGAAAGAUACACUUGUCGUCAUGACAAGAAUAAAUUAUAUAUCCAUUUUAGCUUCCUAUACCAGACUCUGAUUUCAGGAGAUGUAUUCGGGGAACGGAUCUAUAACGACCAUAUUAAUGUAAAACUGAAAGAAGGGACUUACUCAAGGCAAAAUACCAUCUUACUAUACGGGACACAGUUGAAAUGUGAUGUAGAUAGGAAGAUAAAAAAAAAAAGGGGAAUAAUUGUUCAUUUUACAAAGGGGUUUUCGGAAUUACGAUCCCCCUUCAGCGACAGAGAAGCCCCCUAUCAUUAG